UUUCAGUUAAACCAGAAACCAAAGCACCAAUUAAGAGAGAGAGAGAGAGAGAGAGAGAGAGGGAGAGGGUCAUGCAUCUCUUCUGAUUUAACAAGAAAUAUGAUUUCCCUUUUUCUUCUGGUUUAAAACCUAACCAGUUUGGUUUGCGUUAGGGUUCUUUUUAUUAUUAAAGGGCUGUCGAGUGUGCGAAGAGAAUAGUUUUGCUUUGGCGUUUGUUCGUGAUUUUUUGGUAGCGGUUGGCAUGGCUGUUGAUGCACAGUAUUAUUCUGAAAGUAUGGGUUUGGCCAUGUGUGGCGUACAGGAUUGGUGGGUGAACCCCGUUUCUUCUUCUGGGCUUGACGUUGAUGCUUCCAAUUUCAAUCCUCAGCAACUGCCUCAGGUUCAUCAUCUUCAUAACCACUACAGCAUUCAAGAUCUCUGUGUUGACGAUAACACGAGUCCAAAUCCCUUCCCCUCUUCUUCAAGCAGUGAUAAGCUUCUCCCAAUGGCGUUCUCUCAAUCUUUGGCCGAUCAGCUUGAGACCCAGAGACUCGAAAUCGAUUGGCUUCUUCAUUUUCAGCUUGAGAGAUUGAAAUUUGCUUUACAAGAACAACGAAAGCAACAACUGGGGUCGCUGUUGAACAGAUUGGAAUCAAAGACGAUAACCCUAAUGAGACAAAAGGAGGAAGACUUGGCAAGAGCGAGGAAGAAAAUGAUGGAGCUGGAAGAUUGGUUGAGAAGGAGAGAAGUGGAAAGCCAAGGAUGGCAGCGAGUGGCGACAGAGAACGAAGCGAUGGUCAAAUAUCUAAACAACAUGCUGGAACAGGUCAGAGAAACGCACUUAUUGCUGAGCAACGGAGCCGAAGAUGCAGAGUCGAAUGGGGGUGGUCCCAUUGACAGAAGAGAGGACGAAGGCAGGGGAAGAGACAGAGGAGAAGGAGGAGAAGAAGUGAAAGACCAGUGCAAAAAGAUGGCAUGCAAACGCUGUAAUUCUCGGACCUCGUGCUUUCUUUUCUUCCCUUGCAGACACCUUUGUUCGUGCAAGUCUUGUGAGCCCCUUCUUGGUUGCUGCCCAGUCUGUAAAUCUGUAAAGGAGGCAAGCAUGGAGGUUUUCUUGGUCUAAGAAGAAGAUUAAAAGAGAAAAAAAGAAAGGAAAAAGGCCCAAGCAAUGGAAAGAACAGAAAAGAAAAGA
Molecule: messenger RNA, 1171 nt
Organism: Vitis riparia (riverbank grape)
Lineage: Eukaryota; Viridiplantae; Streptophyta; Magnoliopsida; Vitales; Vitaceae
Product: probable BOI-related E3 ubiquitin-protein ligase 2
Exons: 2
Coding region: 242-1102 (286 amino acids)
Molecular function (GO): ubiquitin-protein transferase activity
Source: RefSeq, a predicted model, not a curated record